Molecule: messenger RNA, 913 nt
Organism: Ceraceosorus bombacis
Lineage: Eukaryota; Fungi; Basidiomycota; Exobasidiomycetes; Ceraceosorales; Ceraceosoraceae
Source: the annotation of a GenBank genome assembly
AUGUCUUUCUUCACUCCGAUGUUCGACACCCCCGGUGCUGGACCUUCCUACAGUCAAGGCCAGCUUGGUGCAGCAUUCGCCCCAUCUGGACCUCGCUCUAUCGCCACGCCGUCUGGCGGAAGUCGCAAACGCAAGGACAUGGACAGUGAGAGUGAUGAAGACUCUUUCGUGGCGGGCAAUGCUGGUCCGCGUAAGGUGAGCAAGAGCAGAUCCCUGUAGAGAAGCCCACAAACAACAACAACCCUUCCCUUUCGCCCUCCCUCUUCUCACUAAAUCUGACCACCUAUCGCGUCGGGAUCGCUUUCAUCGCUUUGGCUGACCUCAUUACAUUUCGCCUAUAGAUCGCAUAUGCUCGUCGUGCCGGACCCGGCGCAAAUCUUUCUCUCGACGUUUCUCCCGCUGUAUUCUAUGACCCGUCCCACCUGGCUGCGGCCCAGGAGCAAGUCCGCAUGAUCUUUGAGCAACACCGCUCCCGUCUGCCCCCAACGCCGGAAACCUCGCCGUCUCAAGGCUACUUUGGGCUCGCAAAUGCGCCUCACAACCAGCAACCGUGCCACGACUCGUCUGUUGGUAGCUUCACUGGGUAUCCCAACGUGAACCCCUACCCGAACUUCUCUCCGGGGGUGAUGGGCCCGGUAAUGGGCAGUGACACUGGCAUGGCUGUCGAUGGUGCUGCCAAUUCCCAUGGGUGAGUCAAAAAGUCGAGCUCUACGACUUGAAGAACUCGCAUCAGCUGACCUCAGUCCUCGCUCGUCGCAGUGCGCAUUGCCGCGCGAUCCCUCAACUGUUCGUCAAGCGCCUCGUCGAUGCUCAAGCUGGUUGCUUCGAGCUUUGGGCACGAUGCUCUGACUGUGGAGGGGAAAGCAAGGUUGAGACUGGUGCUGACAACGACGCACUUUCGUACUCGCCUUGA